AUGGCGUCAAAAGUAAAACUCACGUUCAAUGUCCUUUUCAUAUCCGCGGCGGUGAUUCUUGGUAAUGUGAUACGUUUCAAACUUCUGCCCAUAAACAACGAGACAAAGCUCUCGCUUGGGUAUCCUAGAGACAGCCUUCUGAAUUUCACAGAACUGGCUAGUGAAUAUGGAUAUGCCACUGAAGAACAUACAGUCGUAACUGAAGACGAAUAUUUGUUAACCGUAUUCAGGAUUGUGCGAGGCAGGAAUUGUAAAGGGAAAAUUAAGUCACCACCAGUGAUCCUCAUGCAUGGAUUGCUACAAAGUUCUGACGCGUGGCUGGAUGCUGGCCCGAGCGCUGGGAUGGCCUAUCUCCUAGCAGAUGCGUGCUAUGACCUGUGGGUCGGAAAUCAAAGAGGUAAUUAUUAUGGUAGACGACACCUUAAAUAUAAUCCAGAUGAAGACUCCGAAUUCUGGAAGUUUUCCGUCGACGAAAUAGGACUUUACGAUGUUCCAGCUACUAUAGAUUAUAUUUUAAAUCACACUAAUGUUAACAAAUUAAAUUACAUCGGAUAUUCCCAGGGUUCUGGAACCUUAUUUAUCAUGUGUUCUGAAAGACCUGGGUAUUGUGAAAAGGUGAACUUUUUAAUCGGUCUAGCGCCGGCUGCGAGACAAACGUAUACGAAGUCUGUGAUUUACAGAUUAGCAACUACAAGCAUUGCAGCAAUGGAGGGUGUGAUAAGAGGCGCUGGUAUUCAAGAGAUUUUUGGAAAGGGACAAAUGAGCCAGGAAGCUCUUGGGUUUAUUUGUCAAAUGAGUGCGAUAGCGGAACCAGUCUGUGGUACUGCGGAACAGUUGUUUGAUUCCUUCCAUCCAGGGUCGAUAACAAAUAGGACUCUACAAAUAAUGUUUGGACAUUUUCCGGCUGGAACAUCUGUUCAUAACAUGGCGAGGUAUGGCCAGAGUAUGUCCUCGGAUAAGUUCCAGAAGUUUGACUAUGGGAAAGAUGUAAAUUUAGUGAAGUAUGGUAGUGAAAUGCCUCCAGAGUAUAAAUUGAAUCAAAUGACAGCACCCAUAGUGAUAAUAUAUGGUAGGAAUGAUCAUUUGGUUGAUCCAAAAGACAUCGCAUGGUUGGUGAAACAAUUACCGAAUGUGGCUAAAGUUAUAGAGGUGACUGAUCCUCUAUGGAACCACUUUGACGUGACAUAUAGUCAGUAUACCAGUGAGUUAAUUUUUCCGGCUGUGAAUAAAUAUCUAACAAAGUCUAGCACAUGGUAAACUAAUGAACUUUUACAUCUCGUAGUAAAUGUGUAUAUAUUGUUUGUUGUUAAGGAUAGGACAUAUUGUUUGUAAGAUUCACAUACACUAUUCAUAUAUUUUGUUGUAGAUUUCUAUAAUAAAUAAGGAAAUAUUGUGAUAAGAGCCUAUUGUCUGUGAUAAUUAUAAAUAUUUAUGUGAUCAAUUUCCGAUUUAAUUCUCCGUUAAAUUAACUAAUACAACAGGGCAUUAAAGAAACAUAUCUGAGCUUAGUAGACUAAAAUUGGGACGGCUGAUGACGACGCGUAUAUAUUAAGUGUCUCGUGUAAAUAAAUAAUUUUUUUUUGUAAUGUAAAAUAAAUGCACGCAUUAUUAUCAUUUAGAUAAAGGUUUAGAGUUUAGCGCUAAGCAUGACUCCCAAAUGUCAAAAACGUAGGGUUAACAUGCGGGAUCUCAGGCUAAGUCUUGUCUUCGACUACAAGGGUUAUUCAUUCCACUAUUCGGUAAUUUACAAACAUAAUUACUACAUCACAAAUAAAUAUGCAUGCACACUGCAACCCUGGAUCCGAGGCUGUCUUGUUUAUUGUAUGUAAAAUAUUAAAAUAAAAUUGUAAAUAAAAUAAAAGAUCUUCUGACUAGAAUCUAUGAAAUCGACUUGGUUAUUGCUUUUGGAAAAAAAUGUAUUAUUCAAUAAAUUAUUAUUUUCGUGAGACACUGUAGUUGAUAUAAAUUUAAUAACGUACGAUACAAAUAAUAAAAGAAUUUACCAAUUCAUAUGACUAAUAAUGUAAAAUUUAAAACUCCUUUAAAGACAAAUUUGCGCACCAUUGUGUGAGGCAGAAUAUGCGAACUUACUCUUGUACCACCUUACACAGUUUUGUUCCAUAUUCUAGCAAAACAUAUUUUUAUUAAUAUAAAACAAUUUACAUUUAUAUUAACAACUCAUUGCUUCCUAUAAUAUGCAUGCCCUUUUUUGGCAAAGGCCGCCAAUUCUGUCUGUACAGUGUCACUCUCUGCCAUGUACCUGCUACUCAUAUUUCCUUAAUCUGGACCUUCUAAAUUGCCUUCCUCUUUUCCCUUAGCCUUGGACACCAGUUUAAUAAUUUCUUGUUCCAAUUUUCUGUUCCUCUUCGCAGAUGCCUCGCCCAUUUCCACUUCUUUAUUAAUCAUCAUUAUAACAUCUGCCACCUUAGUUAUUCUUCUUAAUUACAUAAAAUAAAGAUUUUAACAGAAUAUCUCGUCUCAAUAGUCAAUUAUUGACAUAAAUACAUCACGAGGAAGUUUGUCUGUUUGCAGAUAAGUUUAACGUGUACUUUUAACGACAAACUGCCAUUACAGUUUAACUUGUUAUUUAAGUCAAUAAAUGAAUUAAUAUUAAGCACAUAUAUAUUUCCGGGUACUAUUUUUAAGUAACAGUCGUAAUUAUUACAAGUGGUUGAAUAUUAUAUGGAAGGGCUGUUAAAUGUAUUAUAUAGAUGUACAAAUUAAAAAAUAUGUACAUUUCCAUUUUGUUAUCAUUUGUAAACCUGUCAAAAUGCCUUGUCCGGGUACACCGUAAGUGUGAAGUGUCAACAUACAUUAGCCCGUAAUAAUCAAUUGGACUUGACAUAUGGAUUCAUUUCUUGUCAUUCUUAGCGUAUAUCCCUAUUCUGAUUCGUACCUAUAACGGUUACUUUCAGUAGUAACAUUCAAAAUAAUUUAAAUUUAAUGUAAUUAAAAUUAUUUUUAACUACGGAAUUUUCCGUAUAUAUUUCCUUUCCUACCACGGAAAUUUAUUGUUGAACUUUUAACAAUUUAAUUAACUUUUAAGUUUGUAUCAUGGUCAAAAUGCGGUCGGAAGAAGUGGCCGGCCGUUCACCUAAGCCAUGAACUUGUGCGCGCGAUUCGAUUUGUUUAUUUUUAAGAUUUUAUUUUCUUAUGUUUGUUUCCUAUUUACGUUGAUGUUACGUAUAUUAAACUUGUAUAAAAUCUA
This is a messenger RNA of Pieris brassicae (large cabbage white), 3208 nucleotides long. Its product is annotated as lipase 3-like. The transcript has a single exon. NCBI's taxonomy places the organism in Eukaryota, Metazoa, Arthropoda, Insecta, Lepidoptera, Pieridae. Gene Ontology annotation, biological process: lipid metabolic process. The record is from RefSeq and is a predicted model, not a curated record. Gene Ontology annotation, molecular function: hydrolase activity, acting on ester bonds. The coding region runs from base 1 to 1257 and encodes 418 amino acids.